Haliotis rubra (blacklip abalone) is the source of this 11308-nucleotide messenger RNA. RefSeq names its product cytohesin-2-like. The coding region runs from base 8 to 430 and encodes 140 amino acids. The record is from RefSeq and is a predicted model, not a curated record. The transcript has 2 exons. NCBI's taxonomy places the organism in Eukaryota, Metazoa, Mollusca, Gastropoda, Lepetellida, Haliotidae.
CAUUGCGAUGGCCUCCAACUCGGAUACUGUGUCUGAUAGUCACACGAAUAGUUUAUCAAAUAGAUCUGAAAGUCAGCCUGACAAUGACUUUACUCACAAUGAACUCAAAGGCUGGCUUUUGAAGAGGGGUCGGUUGUCCCGCAAAUGGAAAAAACAGUGGUUCCAGCUUAAAAACUGUGACCUAUAUUAUGGCAACACAUCCGAGGAGUCCAGUUUGAAAAAGAAAAUUCCUUUAACCAAUGCUGACUUAUCAGAAGCAAAUGUGGAUAAAAAACAAUAUGCUUUUCGCAUUAAGAGCAAGGAAAAUGGACGUACAUAUUACAUGCAAGCAGAAAAUGAAAGUGAACAAAACGAUUGGAUGCAGGCGAUAUGCUUUGCGAAAGCUGCCGGUAGCCAUGGAUCGAACUCACAAGCAUGUGUAAUACAGUGACAGUCCUGUACAGCUGAUAAAUGUUGAAACACUGGGAUCAAGUUGGAUGGGGACAAUUCUUAUGAAAAUGGCAUAAAAUGUUGCAAAAAAACAUUUCAAAAUGUCAUUUAUGGUUGUCACCCAAGUAUUCACUGCCCAUGGAGUAGGUGGACACUGUCAAGAGUUGAAGUGAAGAAGGAGGUGGUGCUUGUGGGAUGAAGUAAGACUAUGGUAUAUUCACCACAAGGCCUAGAUUCUCAAUGGAAAUAAAAGAGGCUAAAUGUUAUUCCUCCUUCAUGUCAUAUCUGUUGUCCUGAGACUCAUGGAUGUGUGGUUCAUUUUGAAAAAAACACAAAUUGGUCAUCACUCCCUUUUUGUUAAAAUUAAUCUGAUUCCAUAAUACUUUCAAGUUAGUGUUUCAAGAAAAUACAUUUGUAAAACAGAAUUAUUCAUGUGCAAGUUGUUUUUCAGUUCUACAUAAAACAGGAAUAUCGCCUAAAUGAAUCACCAUAUUUGUAUAUCAUUGAUUUCAAUAUUUAUGAUUUGGAAUUUGAUUAACAAAAUGUCUGUUUGUCAUGUUUGUUAAGAUAAUGAUGUUUUGCAUCCAAUUGUUCAUGAUAAAAAACAGACACAAAUUUAAGUCUAUAUUUCACUACAGAUCACAAAAGGACACACCUAUUACAGAUGACAUUCUUAUAUUUGUUGUCUAUAUUCAUUUGAUUUGAUUAUAUCAAUGAGAGAGAGAAUUAGAACUUGAUAAAGACUAUCAAUAUGAUUUUGUCAGUUGCAGCUAAUGCAGAUUUGUUACAUUGUUGUUUAGAUAAUCAAUAUUUUGCAGUGGCUGCGGAAGAGUGUAGGGAUUUUGUGCAAUUAGAUGAUUAAGUAUGGAUUAUGUUGUUUGACAUUCAGUAACAUGCUGGAUGUCCUGUUACCUGCUUGUUGUGAUUUUGUGAUGACCUUAUCUAUACUGUUUACCUUUGCUGUAGUCUCUCUCCUGGUAAAUAUUUAGAUAUGUCAGAUGAUAUUAUGUGUCAGUCUCUCCAGUAGUCUCUGCUAACAACUGUCAACACCACUGAAAUUAUAUUUGAAAAGGAGACAGGACUGGGCAUGUCAACUCUGUUUUGGUGCAUAGUGCAUGUGAGAAAAACUAUGAUUUUUACAAAGAUUAUGAUUUUCAACUGUAAUGGUACCUUUCUUCUUUGUCAGUCAUUGCUGUCCCAAGUAUAGAAUGACACGAAACGUGUAGGAUUUGAUUAACAUCAAACUGGUUUCUAAUUAUACAGAUGUAGAUAAGGCCAGAUCAAUAUCUUUUAGAUUUUAUUCUCACUGCUCAAGUAGAUUUAGAAGUACUCAGUAUUUUUGUAUUACAAAUAUGCUGUAUUUGAAGGUGAGGAUGUCAAUGAUGAAUUGUCAAUGAACCAAGGAAUGCCCUACAUGGGUUUUUUUCUUAAACUUCAUCCAUAGUUUCAACUAGUACACACAGUUGGAAACUAAAUACACACACUGUUGGAAACUAAAUACACACACUGUUGGAAACUAAAUACACACACUGUUGGAAACUAAAUACACACACUGUUGGAAACUAAAUACACACACUGUUGGAAACUAAGAGUGGCAGUGGUGUUCUUGAGUUUAGUUUUGAGUCUAGAAACCCUGUACCUCUAACUUAAAACAUUAAGGAUAUGACAAAAAGGUCCCUUUUUCUAUCUGGCUUCAUUUCAAAUACAGCAUAGAAUGUGGUUUGGUGUAUAAUCAGAUAAUGAAGAUUUAUCCCUGAUUUAGUCUACCCGUGAUGAGCUUGGCUUGGGAAAUACAACUGAACUUUGUCUUUCCUGUGAAUCUGUGUGUUCUACUCAGAAACUGUUUAAAUGAUCUUCAUGGAACCUAUCACAUGUUAACCAGAUGGUCUAGCAGAGGUUAUGGGCAUCAACAAUCUUCGUAUUUCAUGAGAUCAUUUUACAUAGGUUUGUCAUACAGACUCUGAAACAAAUAUAUCCAAGGAAACCCAUGCAAGUCUACAAUAUGUGGCAAGGCUAGAUUACCAGUUUCAGUUUUCUGAAAAUGAAGAAAGCCAUGCUCUCCUUUUCAUUAUAUUUUAUGAUUUUAAUUUAUGAACCGUUUUUUUUCUGUGAAAUAUGUUCAUUUUAUAGACUGGAUAGUAGUCUAAUUUUACAUUGGCAGACUCAUUUCUACUGAAAUUAGGGUUGUGCUGAAAUUGUUGAGUAAGUGAUUCUUAGCUUCAUUUAUUUUACAACUUGUAAGGUUGAGCCCAACUUCAAAAGCUUUAGAAGACAUCUUUGUCAAAUAACACACAACAACUUAGUGACCUCAUGGUGUCUUUGAUGUUUAAAUUUUUUUCUUGUGAAAACUUUUCUAUUGAAGCAAGAUCAAAUCAGUGUCUGAAGUUAUGGGUAGGGGGUCCUUGAGGUUUGCACUAUUUGUGUUUGAAUUUAGUGGCCCCAAUUUUGAGAAGGAUUUUAGAAGGUCUUCUUUGAUAUUCAUGCUUAAUUUUGAACACUGUCCGAAUAUAUUGGUUCUUGAUUGAAUUUCAAUAUUGAAAAUGUAUCCAUGUUUCAAUUCAACUUGAUUUGAAAAACUUUGUUUUCAAUAAAUGUUUGCUGUAUUUCUAUUCACCCAUAAUGCAUGUGAGACUAUGCUAUUGUUCAUUACAGUAUAAUUACACGGACACAAGAAUGACAUGUGAUAUGAAGGAUUUUUUAUAUGUUCAGAUGCACAGAUGUAUUGCUUACAUGUCAGUCUGUGUGGGCCAAUUCUUCAGUUUACACCACCAUCAAAUAGUAGAAUGAGUACAGACUAGCAAACUUACAUUUUUUAUGCUUUGUUAUGAGAGUUUUCUGCUGAGUACUAUAUCAGAUUCUUUGUAUUAUUGCUCUGUAGUAAUACAGAUUGUGUACAUGUUGGAGUCACUGAUGUUUCAAUGUUGCAAAAAUGUGAUGAAAGGAAAUGCAUACUAGUAACCAUAGUAACUGAAGUAUGUGUUGGAUGAGGGAAGUUGAAUGUAUUAUGCCCAGGAAACAUGUAUACAUGUAUACUGCAUUAUAGCCAAGCAGGAUCUGAUAUUCAUCAGAGAAUUCGAAGAAUAGCACACAAUGUAUAUGUAUAUUUAUGUCAGCAACACACACUGAACCAGAUCGGAUUUUGAGAUCGUUCUUUGCUGCAUGUUUAACUUUUUAUCAUUUGAAGUUGUGUUUCUUUUGUUGUGGAAAGGAAAUUGUUCCCCAUUACAUGGGCUGUUUGUAAAAAUUCAUUUUAGAGAGAUGUAACUGGAUAUGAUUUGUUUGGAAUGAAUGUGUCUUUUCCCUGCAUAUAUUUUUCGAUAGCCAUCUAUGCGUAAUUAAAGUAUUGUUUCGCAGGGUGUUUUGGGUGGAGGAUCAGCACCUUGAAAGAAAAAGGGGUCUUCUAGUCAUACAUGUAUGCUGCUCAAGUAUUGGAAUCCAGAGACUCAUCAACCUUGGUUUUUAAAGGGAUUUAUCUUGACCUACUCAAAAGCUGAUAUUUGGCCCUAAGUCUGUAGUCAGAAGAAAUUCUGAAAUUUGUAUUUCCCAGUUCAUGUUGUUUUUUCAACUGAUAACAAUACCAGAAAAGCUAGGAAAAGGGUGUAGCACUUAGUUUUACACUAUUACAUUCAAUGAAAUGUUAAAAUGGCUCCUUUACUGAGAAAAUAUGAAUGUUAACACAAAUCCCAAUUUUGAAAAAACAACCUUUUUCUGCUUGCUGCCAAGGACACUUUGUUUUGAAUCGUAGAUAGAUCCCUCUUUUAACAUUAGUGUUGUUAUAAGUAUCCUUGACUGUCUUCUGUAUUUUUUGAACACCUGUGACCAUUAGAUAUUUUCAUUUGCAGAAAACCAAUGCAAUGUUUUAACACUGCAAUUGUUCUCUAAAGACCAGAAGAGUUCUGUUAAGAGUGCAGUUCUGUUGUUACAGAAUAUCUGCCAACUGUUAGAGAUCUAUAAUGGUACUGUGACAGAGUAUGGUGAGUGUAUCAUGGUACAAGGUUAUCAGUACCAUGCAUGGAUUUAUGACAGAUGUAUCAUUAUCUCUGGCAUUUAAUAAGUUAUCAUUUUGUAUUAAAAAGAGACAACAAAAAUCAAAUAUUUCAGUUUGGUCAGUAUCAGUGUCAUGUCAGGUACUUUUGAUCAUACUAAGUAUGAUAAGUAUCAUUUGUUAACCUUAUUUCCAUUCAGUGGUAAAAAUUAGACACUUUUACUGUAUGGUGUUAACCUUGUCAUUUGUGAAGGACCUCAGGUUUCUAUUAUCUUUAAUCAAACAUAACCAAGCUAUUUUUAACAUGCAAGUUUAAAUACUAUCAAUAUCUAUUUGUAUAAAUGAUUGCCAGUGACUAGAAUAGUAUCAACACAAAUUACUGUUUUUGCUAAUUGUUCUCUGUAAGCAAUGUUUGAUGAAUGUUGUUUAUUUAUAGAUUGUGCACAUUUAAGCUACAGGAAGAUAUGGUACCUCACAAAAUCUCAUAUAAUUGCAAGCAUAGUGCAGGACUUCCUUUUCUAGUUCAAGAAAACACAAUACUUCAGCCAUCACAAACUAAUUAUUAGUUUGUUGGAAUACAGUCUAUUUGUUUUUCCAUGUUUGUUUUUGAAUUCCAUGAUGAAGUUGCUGUAUAUUGUGUCCUCUUGUGACCAAAAAACUAAAUGAAAUCACAGUAUGUAAAACAAUAUUGCUUUAGUUCAAAAUAUAGUUACAGAAUCUAGGUGAACAAGAAGAUAGUGUUUUGUAACAUACUAGCAGGACAAUGAUUAUUGUUUAUGGACAUUACAAAUAUUUGUACAUGAAUAUGGCAUAUUUGUUUUGAAAUUUGAUUCCAUUAUUGCAGACAAGUUGGCCAGUCUCCGAAUAUAUUCAUUUCACAGAAACAUCUCAUGUAAAAAAAUUCCUUAAACAUUUUUCAAAGCUGUUUUGUAUUCCUGAAAGGUGAAAGAGGUACAUGCAUUGAACAGUGUUUGUACUGUGAGUGAAAUUGUUAAAAGGUUUGCUGAUAACUGUUGAGAGCUAUGAAUAAUUCACCCUGUAAUCACCACUCUCCAAUGGAGCCAAGUCACAUGAUGAGCUUUGUUGUAUUUAUUGAAUGUUACUUUUCAAGUAGUUUGGUCACAAAUAAUAUCAGUUUACAUCCCAGAAUUGCCCGGGUCAUAUUUGUUGGUUAUCAGCUCCACUGAAAGUGGUAAAGGUCUAAAAUCUGUGGGCCUUCCUGCCACAUGAAGAGAACAUGUGGUGAUAUGACUGACAUGUUGUUCAAAACUGUAAAACAAAACUCACUGACUCACACACAAUGAAUAUAUGCAGCCUAGAUUCAAACAAGGUACCGUAUGACAUUUCACCCUUAGAUCAGUGUCCUCAGUGACUUGGAUGGGGAUUCCCCUCACCAGCUCCACUCCGUCCUCGCCAUCGUCAUGGCAGCCAAUACUAGCAAUCUCAUCAACAUCCCAGGGGAAGCGUUCCUGAGAGAUAAUGUUUAUUUGAUGAAGGAGGCAGCUUGAGGUGGGUCACAUGUAAAAGAGAAUAGCUGAGGUGACAGGACACUAAGCUGUCUGUUACUUUCUCCAUGUACCUUGUCUUUUGUCUGUGGAAUGUAUCACCUGGGAUGGCUGUGGUUCACAUUUUAUCACUUUACUGUUUUAGACAUAUCUUAAGACAUGGCUGAUAUAUUGGCAUUAGGAUGUAGUAUUUAAGACUCACUCAUAUGUACAAAAUACAUAAAAGACAAAUAUGUUCAUUAAGGAAUUAGUUAAAGGGGUGAUUAAUUUUUUGGGAUGAAAAAGAAUGAUGGAAAGUAAAUACAAAAUGCCAAUAUUUGAAAGAAAAGUAAGACUGGAUUGCUAUGGAAAUUGUAGAUAUUUGAGGGGUAGUUUUACUUUAUUGAGAAUUCCAUUUAUAUGGCAAAACACACAUCUUGUGUUUCAGUUGCUCUAAGUUUCUUUAAAGUGCUAAUGAUAAUGGCAUUAAUAAAUUUCCCAAGCCUUGAGGGCACACUUAGAAAUCACUUUAUUUCAUCAAUGACCAUGUGACAAUUUUCAUUAUGCAAAGCCAGUGGCAAAUUUACUUCCCACAAGUAGACUGGACAAAUGUGAUGUUUAUGCUAGUAUUAAAAUGCUCAGUGAACUGAAUUUCGACUCUCCUGUUUCCUCAUUCUUAAAAACAUAUUCUGGCUGGCUCACGUUGAUUCCAAAGGGCAGACUUAGACAUCUUUUGUCAUUGCCCUCAGGAAAUACCACGUAUUACCACAUAUCUACCGCAGGUGUUGGAUAACAUCAACCCAAACAGUUUUAGGUCAGUAGGGAGUGGUUUUGUUUUAUAGCUAUUGAAUAAUCUUAAACACAAUGGCUUAUUCAUUACACUGAUGAAUUAUGUUAGGGAGAAGGGGUUAAACAGGGAUUGUGGUUUUUCAGGAGUCUUAACUGUGUCCAUAUAAAGUAACCUGUUUCUCUUUCCUAGCGUCUGUUGUUAGUGAAAGAAGAUACUUGAUUUGAACCCAAUGAUCAGACUCUUUAUUGCAAAUGGUUAGGAUGUAUCAUAUGUUAUUAAUGGAUAUACAAUUCCAAUUUGAAUUGUGACUACUCAAGGCAAACAUUUUGUUACCUCUAAUACAUUCAUUAUGUAAGCAUAUGCAUGUUAAUGGUGGUUAGUAGACCUAGUUGCCCUAGGUGACUCAGUUUGCUGUGCAGAGUUGCAGCCCUUUGGCAUGCCAGUAACCUAUGAAUAUAGGCUUGAAUGCUGAUUGGCCUUGAUUAUGUUUAAACGAUGGUCAGCACCUUACCCAUGCUCUUAAGUUUACCCGAAGUGGUAAAAGCCUGACACCUGACAUCGGGCCCGAAACAAACUUAAGUUUUUACUCAAAUUUAAAACUGAGUUUGACAAUUUGAAACAGCUGAAUUUUUAACUCAACUGCAUUUUUAAAUAAAAAGCUCAAACAACUUAAGUAAUCUAUCUACCAAACUCAAAUUGUCUACUAUGUUUGGGUUUGAUAUUGAUUUCAUUUCAUUCUGGGAAGGGUCGGUGGAGUAGCCUAGUGGAUAAAGCGUUGGCUCGUAACGCCAAAGACCCGGGUUUUAAUCCCCACAUGGGUACAAUGUGUGAAGCCCAUUUCUGGUGUCCUCCCGCACACGUACUCAUUAUACUCAAGCUGUCAGAUCAGUCAGUUAUAACACAAACCGUGUAAUUGUAUUCAUCUUUAUUUGUACCGGUACUAUUCAGGUUUUUGUUGUUAUGAUCAACAACCAUGAUGUUAUGUUUCCAUUAAAUAACAUUCUAGUAUUCUGUGACAGAAAAUUUAAAAUCACCUAUGUCAUAGUGAGGAAAGAGAGGACACAAGGAAAGUCAAAUAUGCUGAAAACAAGGAUAUAAAUUUCACUAAUAAAUAAAUCAUCCGCAAGCUGGUUGUUAUGGCAACUGUUGCAAAGAAUGUUGUAUUAUUAAUUAAGUUCCAUGUCAUGGAACACCACAGUAAUGUCAUUGUUCAGGGUAAGUCACAAGGAAAAAAUAUAGUUUGAAAUUUGUUAGACUGCUAAUAAUAUAAUUAUUAACAAAAUUGUGAUGUGUGAUUGUAUGGUACUUUAUGAUGUGUAUUACCAUAGCUCAGUUAUUUGUGGGGUCAGUAAUACAUGAUAACUGUUAGAACUGAUUUACAAGAGCUGUAUCUUAUCAAACAAACUCACUUUGGCUGGAAAGGAGGUUUAGUAUACUUCUAAAGGGAGGAAGAUUAUCUUAUUUGUGAAACUUAUGACUAUACAGAUUUGAUGCUUGAAUGAACAUGCAUGAUGGUUGAACACAUCACUUGUUAUUUUAUAUUUUGAGUUAAAUUUAAGAGGAAACAUCCAAAAUUAUUUAUCCUGGAAAUAUUUAAGACAUAAGCUCGCCUAGAGAGUAAUGCUAUUACAAUUGAUGAUAGUGCAUGUUGAAUUACUGGUAGAUUACUUCAGUAUGGAUUUUUCGGUUACAGUUGAGCAAUCACCAAAAUAUUAAUAUAGACAAUUAAAUGCACUCUCCAUACACUUGGACAGAAGUGCUUUCAUCGAAGUGCGGAAGAUGUUUUGACACAAGAAGAUAAGCCCAAUGGAAGAUUUAUUACGUUUAGUUGUGUUUAGGUUAAGGUAUAUAAUAUAUUUAUGUGUGUGUACGGUGUUUCAAACACUGGUCUUUAAUUCACAAUAGUGUUAUGUUAUGUGAUGUUUCAAUACCCAGUUAGUGGUUGUUAACCAUGAUUAUAUCAGUGAUAUAUGUACAUCAUAAAUUGAGAUAAAGUGAUGCAAACUUCAUUUGAUUUGCAAUUUUGUUAUCAUACUUCUUCAGUAUAUACGAGGAAGUGUAACAGAAUUGUAACACAUGUUAAUUUCCUUUCAACUGAUUUUCUAUUGUGUCUAAAACAGAAGCCAAACUUCAAAAGAAAACGCAAACAAGUUAUCAUUUGUCAUAACAAAUAAGUUAAGAGUGUCUUGCUCAAGAGAAGAGAAAAAUAUAUGAGCCUUACUGCAAUUGCUCAGAUAUUUUUGUUGUAAUUUCUGGUAUUUUAAAUGGUUGUAUUAUACACACCAAAGUGUGAAAUUGGAGCAAAAACACUGACUUAAGUUCCCUUACAAGGUUUUUCUGUUAUCUUUUCUUUCGAUUGUUCCAUUGAAUAUGUGACAGCUAGAUUUUACUGGACAUAAAUCAACUCUGUGUGCACAGUUUAUGUAAAAAUGUUCCAAUGGAAAAUAUUGAUUCCAGUGAUUGUUCACCAUUACAUUUUACUCAAAACUGUAGUUAGGUCUGUAAAUAUAUUGGUGUGAUGGUUUGAGCUUAUGGCUUUAUGUGAUAUGUCAGUGUAACAAGACACAAGAUCAUAAUUCCUCAAGAGGACUCUGAGUUUUGUUUACUGAUCUGCUGAAUGUUGUAACUCUUAAAGAUGUUAUCUGGUCAUUGUUCAUCAUUUUGAUCUCAUUUAAGGUACAUUAUGUUCUGCAGUCCCCAGCAUUGUCAAAAAGGUAAAAAAUGAGGAUCUGUUGGUCACAAAGUCUGCUAAGUAUGGAUGGUAAUAGGGUGGUUGACCUCUGGGAGCCUGAGCUAUUCUCUUUUGUUUCACAAGAGGUUUUAGAUCAUGUUUAUUAUCCUUCCACAUUCUGCUGAAAGUAGUUAACAGCAUGUUUGUCUAGAGCGAUUUACUUAUUUAGUGAAGCAGUACUAAAAAAUUGUCUUCACAAAAGCUUCACAUCCAAGUCUUACUUUUAUCUGUUUGCCCUCUGUUUCAUUUGUUCACAUUCAUGAUGUCAAGAUGGACAUAUGGUAGACUUAAUGUAUGGGUAGGUACAUUUCAUAAGUAUUCAGGAUUUAUGAGAUCGCUUCACUUGAUCACUUAAUAAUGUGGUGCUGGUGCUGACUGUGAAUUGUCAUUUCCAGGCAUUGAAGAGAGUUACACUUUGUAUCAACAUUGAACAUGGACGCUAUAACUAUUUCUUCACAAAAUUACAUGGAGCCAGAGGAAAAUGGCUCCUACUUGAAUUCAACUAAGCUUUGUGAGAUGACUGAGAAGGUAUGUGUGAGAAGUUUUGGUGUAAUAACAGGCUAUGUUAUUUGUAAGGUUACAGUCUUAUAUAUGUGAAACUUAUCUUUGAAUGUAUGUUUCAUCAAGCACUUUGGCCAACCUGCCAUCUUUGAAAUAUUGAGUGACUCAGUCACUGAACAGUAUUACAUUAAAUGAAUGAGUGUUGUUAUACAAAGUCAAAUGAUAGAAUAAUUUACCUCAAACCUAGUUCCAAAGAAUGCAACCUGUUUAUGUGGGAGCAGACUUGUUGCUGUUGUCAAAAUACCAAAGCCUUAGGACAAAAAUAUCAGUAGUGUUGCAUAAGGUAAAGCUCUCAGAUCUCAGUGUUAUAGUACAACUAAUAACCUUUAUAUUGCUUUCUGUUUUUAUGUUUAAAAUGAAAAAAUCAAUGUUUAUAUUCAAUUACUUUUGGCUGAAUGGGUGGCCCAGUUGUGUGGGGAACUUCCCCUCAAAUCACAGAGUUACUUCCCUUUGAAGUUCCAGGAUAUUUAUUGUGGCUCUUCGUUUCUCAGCAGCAGAGUCUGGGUAGUUUUCUACUGAGUCAAAUCAAGGAUUUUGUAAAAUGUAUGUGCACACACCAUACCUAACUCACCAUUGUGACGUGUCUGAAAAAUCAAGUGUAUGGGCACCCCUUAAACUUCAGGAUCCAUGGUGAUCAAUGCUCCUCCAUCACUGUCUACUUUCCUUUCUCAUUUACACAGCUUGCUGCAAUGUACCGGAAUUACUGUCCAAAGCAGCAAUAAACCUAGCUCACUCAUUCCUUCAAACUAACCAUAUCUGUAGGAUGUUUGGAAUUGUAGAUAGCCAAGGAAUUUGUAUGUUUGUUAUGUAAAAAAUGUAAAUAUCAUUACAUGUAUAUAUCAUAACUAACUCUGAUUAUAUAGGUUGUUAAAAUAAGCAUCAAAAGCUGUCAUUUUUUCUUCUUCCUUUUUUUUUUUUUUUUUUUUUAAUGUUUCAGUGUUUGAAGUUUAUCAGAAUAUCAACUAAGUUUAAGAACAUUCACGAUAGAAACUGCCCAAGAAUAGUUAACUGUAAACAAAUUGAAAACCGUUCUGAAUUGUGUUAUUCACAAGAUCAAUAGCCAUCAUUCCAGCGUUUUCUACCACAAGUAGGUCUGGGAUGGCAGUAUUGUGUUUAUGAUUGUUCUGUCUCCAGGGAUUCAGUUUUGUCUGCCCAGUACAGGUAUGUUGGACAGACCAGGGAUACACUGUUACGUAGGUUUCUGCUGAUAAAUGUAGAAUGGCCAUUUUGAACAAAUGCAGAAUGAUGGCACAAAAGGUGAAUGAAAGAUUGGGAUUUCAGCAGAGGAGACUUGUUUGUGGAUGCUUACAUGCUAAGUAGAAAGAAAA